Prunus persica (peach) is the source of this 4044-nucleotide messenger RNA. Its product is annotated as serine/threonine-protein kinase Nek5. The transcript has 14 exons. Lineage: Eukaryota; Viridiplantae; Streptophyta; Magnoliopsida; Rosales; Rosaceae. Gene Ontology annotation, biological process: microtubule-based process; protein phosphorylation. The record is from RefSeq and is a predicted model, not a curated record. Gene Ontology annotation, molecular function: ATP binding; protein kinase activity. Bases 774 to 3686 code for a protein of 970 amino acids. Gene Ontology annotation, cellular component: cortical microtubule.
UGAACUGACUCGGUUCCCCAUCCGGUGCUUGAGGCUCUCUCCUUUGAAUCUUCUUGUAUUGGUUGUCCUCACGACUUCACCUUAUCAUUUUAUUUUCUUUCUUUAAAAAAAAAGAAAAAAAGUUGAAAAAUAUAAUUUACUUUUAUCUUUUACGCCGCAUGGAAAAUCAUUUUUAAUUUCAGGAAAUAAGUAGGACAUCAAAUUAAAUAAAUAAUAAUAAGAGAAGAAAGUAGAGGAGAUGUUGAAGUUGGACAGCUACCCACCUGUGUCGGCGUACAAGGCAGCAUACCCAUUACCCAUAAUCGCACUCUAAAGUCUAAAUCAGUCUCAGAAGCCAACCCAACCCAACCCAACCCAAGCCGAGGAAGGAAAGGAUAGAGAGAGAGAGAGAGAGAGAGAGAGAAAGACAGAGAAAGAAGAAGAGAGAGAAAACAAGACCAGAGCUUUACUUAGAAAGUUGGCUACAGUUUUCUUCACACCAUCAUUAACUUACUUACCAAAUUCAGAUAAUAGAUUCUCACAUUUCCCAUUUCGCAUUUCCCAUUUCCUCACUUGGACAACUGAAACACCCCCAAAACGGCACCGCUUUUGAGCAAUGAGUGCGCGCAGUGGUUGGCGAUCCGUAGAUUGAAAUUUGAAUCCGCCAUUAUUAUUAGCUUGCAAGAAUGGCGUGAGCUUGGAGCAAAUGCCAAACCAGAAUCAUUGACUCUUUCUACUUCGGAGGCAUUGCUGUAAUUCAUUCGGGACCAGUGGAUCGAGCUGAGCAGCAAGCAAUGGAGUCAAGAAUGGAUCAGUAUGAGCUUAUGGAGCAGAUCGGCCGCGGAGCUUUCGGAGCUGCCAUUCUCGUCCACCACAAGGCUGAGAAGAAGAAGUAUGUGUUGAAGAAGAUCCGCCUUGCAAGACAAACCGAAAGGUGCCGGCGAUCCGCUCAUCAAGAGAUGGCUCUUAUUGCCCGAAUUCAACACCCGUACAUUGUCGAAUUUAAGGAAGCCUGGGUUGAGAAGGGUUGCUAUGUUUGCAUUGUCACUGGGUACUGUGAAGGUGGAGACAUGGCUGAGUUGAUGAAGAAGUCCAAUGGGGCUUAUUUUCCCGAGGAGAAACUCUGCAGGUGGUUCACACAGCUACUAUUGGCAGUUGAAUACCUGCAUUCAAAUUAUGUUCUACAUCGUGACCUAAAAUGUUCUAACAUCUUUCUUACCAAGGAUCAGGAUGUUCGUCUUGGGGAUUUUGGUCUUGCGAAAACUUUGAAGGCAGAUGACUUGGCUUCUUCGGUGGUCGGGACCCCCAAUUACAUGUGUCCUGAACUGCUUGCAGAUAUUCCUUAUGGCUUCAAGUCUGAUAUUUGGUCUCUAGGGUGCUGCAUAUAUGAGAUGGCUGCUCAUCGACCAGCAUUUAAAGCUUUUGAUAUGGCAGGAUUGAUAAGCAAGAUUAAUCGUUCCUCUAUAGGUCCUUUGCCGCCUUGCUAUUCCCCAUCCUUGAAAACACUAAUCAAAGGUAUGCUGAGAAAGAACCCUGAGCAUCGGCCAAGUGCAUCUGAGGUUUUGAAGCACCCUUAUUUGCUGCCUUAUGUUGAACAGUAUCGUCCAUCCUUUAGCACUCGAACAGCCUUCUCUCCCGAUAAGCCUAUAUCUAGAGCUCGUGAAUCUCGAAGAAACAUGGCAGAAAGCCAAAACAGUAAUGGUUCAAGCAGUGAUAAAGACAGUUUGCGUUCAAUUGAGAAAAACAUUCCAGAAAUGGAGUCAAACUGUGAUAAUAAAGCUACUGAGACAGAUUUUGUUUCUCUCGAGGAUGAAGAUGGCUCUGAGCAGCUCCUGCCUACUGAAGAACAUGGCCCAAAUGUUUGUUCUGUUAAAGUGGAACAACAGUUGAUAAAGCCUUCUCAUUCUGAAUCCAAUGUUGAAUUCAGGCAACCAAAAACCAUUAGGAAUAUAAUGCUGGCUUUGAAAGAAGGAAAAGUUAGGGAAAAUAGUUCACCAAUGAGAAGUAAUCGUACAAAGGUUGGUGUGUCCACCCAGAGAACUAACACAGAAGCAGUGUCUAAAAUACCCAGGCUGAGUGAUGUUUCUCCUGGUAUCAAGUCCAGUCCUGAUACACCCACUGUUGCAUCAUCAAUGGCAAUCCCUGAUUCUGCAAAACGGACACAGGGAUCCCAUCCUUUAAAGCAUCCGUUACCCAUAGUUGACUCCUCACCAAAACCUAAACCCAGAAAUGAUGGUACUCCUCCCCCUGUUCCUAUAAAACAAUUUUUUGAUGAUGGAAUUCCUAAGCCUAGGCAAAGGACCCCUCCUACGCUGGCUAGACGUUCAACAUUUCCUGGACGGAUGAAGCAAGUCGGGGUUGAUGUUCCAAAUGCAGUGAGCUAUGCUCCGAGGAUAAGUGCUAGAGAGAUAACACAGGAGCCUGAAAAGAAUCCUCCUCAAGUGCCUAACGGUUGCCUAACAAACUUUCCUAGAGAGGUCACAGAAGAGCCUGAAAGAUAUCAAGCGACAAGUUCGAAAGGAAUGCAGACGGAUAGCAGCAAUUCUAUCUUCUCUUCUGUUUCAAUUCAAGGAUUUGAGAUUUGUGAUGAUGCAACGACUCCUUUUAUUGACAUGACUGAGCAGGUGCUUCCUGAUUAUGGGAGUGUCACACACACUGAGAGUACAGAAUCUCCACCAAGUUGUUCAGCUGCUACUCAUUUUCAUUCAGUGAUAUCUGACACUGCAAAAAACCAUAAGCAUGAUAAUAAAUCAGAAUGCUUAAUUGAAACCUCUGAGGCUAUUCUAGAUCUUCACAAUACAACAGCUGGUGACGAGCAAGUGAAUUUAACUGCCGCUCUUGAUCUCCCUGUCCCGGUCUCUGAAGAAAGAUUUAUUUGCAAUGAUCAUACGCCUGUAAAUAGGCCCAGUAGUACGCCUGGUACAGUGUUCCAGUCAAAAUAUACAUCUACAUCAAGUGGUCAUGACAAGUUCACUGUAAGGGAACUUCUAUCCCCGGUUGCAGACACUACCCUUUCUUCAGACCAAAAAAAAGACACUACCCUUUCUGUUGCCCCUCCCAUUUCAUCAAGCCAAAAUUUAUUUCAGCCAGAUAGAGGAACCAGCAUGCAAACUCCAUCAGGUGAAAAGGCAGCUGCUGCUAAUCUUCCUCCUGCUUUUGAUGAUGUCAUACAUGUAAUACGGCAUAGUAGUUUCCGUGUCGGGAGUGAUCAGCCAGUAAUGGAAUCUGUGGAGAUGGGGGUUCAGAAUGUGGAUGUUGGGAAGCUGAUAAAUGUAGUAAGGGACGAAUUGGAGAUGCGAAAUGUGACUGUUCCUAUUGCUCCUAAAUCCUCAAACUGCUCUGAAACAGUAAGCCCGAAAUCCAAUAAUUCUGAUCACUCGGAUGCCAAAGAAACUGAGACGAGGAACCUUGUACCGUCAGCUCAAAAAUCUGAUUCCUCUGAGCCAACAAAGCCCAGUCCUCCUAUGACCGAAGAGGAAAUACCAGAAAAGGAAAUAAUGGAUGUCAAGUCUUUUAGGCAGAGAGCAGAGGCACUAGAAGGACUACUAGAACUAUCUGCAGAUUUGCUGCAGCACAACAGAUUGGAGGAACUCUCAGUUGUUUUGAAGCCUUUUGGGAAAGAUAAAGUCUCCCCAAGGGAGACAGCUAUCUGGUUAGCAAAGAGUCUUAAAGGAUUGAGGAUCGAGGAAGGCGGGCGGAGUUCGUGAAGCUCUCUCUAUAGUAAGCUUUCUCUUGUUGAUGUUACUUGAAACUGCAAUACUAAUCUCAGCUUUUUGUCAUGCCUCUUGAAAAUUCAAAUCCAUUUUGAAUUCCAAAGAGAACAACCAGGUCUCAAGUUUUUUUUUUUCUUCUUCAAUUUGUAAUUCUUUGAAUGCACUCGGUUGUUGUACAUAGUGACCAUACGAAUUAUAACAUUGUCUUCUAGCCAAAUGUAUGAUAUGCUGUUAGCUUGCAGCCAAUGUUAUUAUUGGGGUUGUAACAAAACAAAAAAUUAGUAUUGCUGAAAUUGUCUAUCAGGUUUGUUCUUCGUUGUCGAAAUCUAAAGAAAUGAUAACUGUUCUUUAC